Bombus terrestris (buff-tailed bumblebee) is the source of this 4756-nucleotide messenger RNA. It is a transcript of the gene Drep4, whose product is annotated as DNA fragmentation factor subunit beta. NCBI's taxonomy places the organism in Eukaryota, Metazoa, Arthropoda, Insecta, Hymenoptera, Apidae. Gene Ontology annotation, biological process: apoptotic DNA fragmentation; apoptotic process. Gene Ontology annotation, cellular component: cytoplasm; nucleus. The record is from RefSeq and is a predicted model, not a curated record. Gene Ontology annotation, molecular function: DNA endonuclease activity. Bases 563 to 1810 code for a protein of 415 amino acids. The transcript has 6 exons.
CAGUUCGCAGGCGCAUUUCCCGGUGCAUUCUCUCAUUUCAGGCCCGAGCGAGGAGCGUCGCGUUGUCGUGUCAUUCCUUCCCCGUAAUCCAUCGACGAUAGAUACCGUUCCUUUUCGCUCCACAUAUUCUUUCUCGUCCUUCUUCAUUGUUACUAGCGAGUAUUCCUGCGUUGUCGCCGCGAAAGCGGCGAUUAAACAAAUUUCUCGGGACGACAGUAAUAGGCUUUGUUAAUAUCCUCCUUGUCUGUCUUUCUUUCUUCUUUCUCUGUCUGACGUAUAAAUACUUCCUAUCCGCUGACUCCAACAUUCCACUACUACGCUAAGCAGCCACUAUUCCUCGGUUCUCCUCUCCCCACUCUUCUCCACGCUUAUUCAACUCCCGGCAUCCGUUGAUUCCCCUUCCGUCCCCUGACCGAUAAACGUACCACUGUCACGGCCGAAGAAAGAAGAGGUCGGGAUCCGAAGUAUACCAGCUGUUUCGCGCGUCGUACGUUUUCUUCUUGCACACGAUCUUCUUUCCCCACGUCUUCUGUGAUUACGGUCGGCACGGAUUACAUCGAUCAUGUCACUGAUCGCCAACUGUUUUCGACGGCUCACUGAGACACCGACUAAGAACGAGUUCAAAGGCUACAAGGUCACCGAUGUAAACCGCGUGCGAAAAAUCGGUGUUGCCUGCAGGAGCCUUCAUGAGCUGAAGCGGAAAGCGUGCGCAAAGCUGAACAUAACAAACGAUCCUGACGAAAUCAACAUCUACCUACUUGAUGGCUCGUUGAUCGACGAGGAAGAAUAUUUUUCUACGUUAAAACCUCAGACGACGUUGAUCCUUCAGAAGCCGGGCGAAAAAGUAUUAACCGAUGCGGAUCUUCUAUACGACAUCUUGAGACGUGUUAACAUCGAUUUUCUAAUUGCCGGCGAGAAAGCAUCUGAGUUCCUUACGGAAAACUUUAAAGCGAAAGUAGCCGUCCUAUAUAACGCACUGAACAAGGACGAUUCGAAAACAGCAUUCAGUAGCAGGGACGAACAUCCGGAGUGGUUUCAUGGAUUGGAGACUAACUGUACAAGUAAAGAAGCGUACUUGCAUCGUAGAUGUCAAGAUAGAAUACGAGGCUAUCUCUAUAAAAUGAUCGAUCAAAUCAAAUCAUCGGAUGUAUUCACGAAGGAUCCCCGAGCCAGAAAGCAACUAUUGUACGCCAUAGCGUUCUUUAAGAUGCAGCUGAAAGAGGACCACUAUUUUGGCUACUAUUUCGAUAGGAGCCGAGCAAAAUCCGAAGCGUUGGAGGGUGCAGACGAGCUUGAUUCGUCAUCCUGUUACGAUCAUUGUCCCUGUAGAUUGAAAUGGUUGGACGAUAGUACGUACUUCAGAUUGUUUGGAGCGAUGGAACAGUUCGAUGAUACCGAUGGUGUAAAAAGGAGGAACGAAAGAAGCUCGGACACAAAGACUGAAGAGGAAGAGGCAGAGGAGAACUGUCCUUACAAGAUUAGAAGGAAAGCGAAGAAAGCGUGUAUCGCGUUGUGCGAUCACACGGGCGAAUUUAGGUGCUACGGUAUGUGGAACGAGGAUAAAUGUUCUUACGCGGAUAAGCACAAGAUCAAUCCUUAUAGAUCGAAGGAAGAACUUGUUUUAUUCUCUACAUGGAAUUUUGAUCACAAGAUCGAGAGGUCCAGGUCUCUAAUCCCAUCGCUCCUGAAAUUAGCGUCCCAGGGUAAUACCAACGAGUCAGAUCUCAUUGAAAUUUACGACAAUCUGUUUACGAUGAAGAACUUGAGGCUGGUCCACAUCGUAUGCCACGAUAAAAGCUCGCACAAAUAAUUAGUUGUUAUCGUGUGGAAGUAUAGAAGAUUUCAGCAACACGGGAAAUCGCUAUCAAAGAUACGUAACACGUAGAAAUAACCUCUGAAUGUAAACCUCUUCGUAUGAGAAGUAUACUUAAUUGUAAAUUGUUGUUGAUAGAUGAUUUAAAAUUUCAAAGUUUAUCAUUUGUUAUAUACGAUUUCGAUUCCGUUGCGCCACGAAGCAACAAAGCAAUAUUGAUCACGAGAUCGAGAAAUCUUUUCUUUCUAUGGUAAACUAAAAUACUUUGCUAUAUUACAAUUUUCUAUUAUCUAUCAUGAAACACCAUGCACACCAAAAUUUGUUCGAUAGAAACACUGUCGAAAAAUACCGAGAUAAGAAUUUCUACCUUGCAACGACGAAUAAAUAUAUAUGUAUGUAUAUCUUGCGCACAAUUUCUGUCUCAAUCGGUAAAGUAGAAACCGAUCACGUCGAUAAUUUAAAUACAAAGUCCCGGAGAGUAACAGAUCGAUAUAAUCAAAUUAGUGCAUCGUUGACGCGAAAAUUUUUUUAUCACAUUUUUAAGACGUCUUUACAUACUAACGACUACUAUAAACUUUCUACCGACAUUUUGCUGAACAAGUGCAACGGAAUGGCGGUGUUUCUCCUUUAUCACGAAUUUGAGUUCCUAACAUGGGAACAUCUCAAUAUAUUAUACAGGGUUGGGCGCAACGGAAUAAUCGUUGAUUAAAAAGGACUUAUUACGGCGAGUCGAAGAGAUUCGUUUAAAGGACUGUUAAUUGUCUUGCUGAAAUUGCAACAAAGGGGCUGUCCAAGGAUGACCUAACUUUGGGGUGCAUUUGGAGAUUAUCUUUAAAAAAAUGUACUCCGUAAGAUCGAGUAUCUUUCGGAUAUUUUUGAUUCGACUGGUUCACCGAAGGCAAAACCAAAGUUCUGAUAUAUAUAUAUACAUAUAUUAUAUAAAUAUAUAAAUAUAUACAUAUUCAUUACUGAAUUUAGAGAAUACAUAUACAUAUAUAUUUAUUUAUUAUGGGCGCGUGUGCAGAAUGAUGAAAUUGUGUCUCAUUGGGAUUUAAUAUUUAAAAGUUAGAUAAUGUUGAAAUAUUGAAUAGUAAAUGCAAAAAAUUAUAUAAUUAAUAUUAUUAUAUUAAUUAUUAAUAUUAUAUAUACUAUAUUAUUAUAAUAUUAUAUUUUUAUUAUAAUAUUAUUAUAUUAAUUAUUAAUAUUAUAUAUACUAUAUAUAACAAUUAUAUAAUUAAAAAUAGUAAAUGCAUUAAGACAUGCGAAAUUUAAUUGAGUUUAAUUGAGUAAAUAAAUACUCUAGAUCUCAUAAUGAUCUACGGAAGUGUUAAUGCAUGACAUUCUCAGUAUUUCAUUUGGCAAUUUAAAUAUCGUCUGAUCAUAUUCGACUCAUCCUGCACUCGUGACAUAUAGAUAAAUAUACAUAUAUAUAAAGAUAUACAUAUACUAUAUUUAGAUAUAUACACAGAAGAAAUUAUAAAAUGUUUUAGAGAUUUGUGCGAUAUAUGUAAAACGGUGCCGCUUCCGGCACAGAAAUAUCUAAUGGAAGGACCUGAUUCGAAUUACAUCUUUUUGAUAAUUCUUCUUUUGAUAUGAUUUCGGUCGGACUUUGUUGGUUUCGUCGCGACUUCUCUCUUGGGACUAAUCGCUACGAAACGAACCAUUGUCGAUUCAACUAACUUUUUAUAAAAUCUGAAUUACUAUCGACGACGAUCACGACGACCAGAGAUAACGAGAGAGAUAAUGAGAACCAUUGGCAAUUUAGUAAAUUUAUUUGCGUAUCGAGCGCCGUGUAUGAGUCUCGAACAUUACAUUACAGUCUCGAACAGCUUAGAACAUUCAUAAUUAUUUGAUACAGUUUUUUGGUCACCUUGAUGCAACGUAUAUUGUAAUAAAUAGACUGCGGAUAUUUAUGCAUUUAUGCCAAACAUAACGAAGCAAAAAUGUACAGAACGUACGUAAAUGCAAAUAUAUACAAAAUGUUCAAAGUACGAUACUCGUUAUAAUAUCCAGUAAAUGAAACAAAUCACUAUUUAGAAUCCAUUUCUUCUGUUUAUGUUCACAAGAAUAUGAAUUUUCAUAAAAUUUCGCAGUCUAGUAACGAAGCACAUGCCACGGGAGUGUUUCGCAGCCUCAAUGAUUGGUGUCCCGUGCUUGAAAUAGUACGCGCUAUUAUGUAUAACAGAUCAUUGUGUUUCGACCAAUUAAAAAUUUGCGUCGCUAUUAUUCAGAAAUUUCCUUUGUAUCGAAGGCACUGGCACCUUUCCUGUUUAAGAGCAGAAAUUUGCGAAAUUGUCGGGAAUCGAUCGAAGGAUGGCGUUUCGAGGAUGUGGCAAUAUUGUUUGUCGAUGUACGCUGCACGCAAAAUCCCAGCUUUAUCGUCAGAGGAAUUCAUUUGAAAAGGUGUUUACUAGUGACAUACCAUCGGUAAAGCACCUUGAAUUAACGUGCGGUUUAUUGAUUUCGUAUAUCUCUCGAAAUUGUUUUAAUCGAUCAAGAUUAGUAGCCAGCUAUCUUAAAAUUGAUAUGUAAUCAAAGUCGUUAUGCUGUUUCGAACGAGAAAACAAGAACAAGAUGAAAGGUUGUGCAAGAACGGUUAUGAAUCACGAUGAAGAAAAAUGAAAUUCACUCGUAUAUCAAGGAGUAAUCGCCAGUUGUCGUGAUGUUUCCUAAACACAAAAGAGAAAUAAAGAGAGAUUUAAAAUUUUUGUGAAAAACAUCAUGCCGAAAAGGAUGACGACGUUGUAUCAUGAUUAAGGAUACGUGCAACCAAACAGGAAAGAAACUGCACGAAAAUGCGAUAUUUCCUCGUAGACAAUGUAUAAAUAUAGUUAUUUUUCAAUGUAAAGCGACUGUAUAGCUCUAUUUUAGGCAAAUGUAUAUUUUAGGUACGAGAGGACGACAGAGAGGAGAGCAAGAAAGAAACAGAAAGCUGGUCGUUAA